Pteropus alecto (black flying fox) is the source of this 1278-nucleotide messenger RNA. RefSeq names its product placenta specific 9 (gene PLAC9). The transcript has 3 exons. NCBI's taxonomy places the organism in Eukaryota, Metazoa, Chordata, Mammalia, Chiroptera, Pteropodidae. The record is from RefSeq and is a predicted model, not a curated record. The annotation marks the transcript as partial.
UGUGACACACACAUGGCUGUGCACGGCCGUCUAGACAUCAUAGAGGAGACGGUGGAGAAGACGGUGGAGCACCUGGAGGCAGAAGUGAAAGGCCUACUAGGCCAGCUGGAGGAGCUGGCCUGGAACCUGCCCCCAGGACCCUUCAGCCCAACCCCCGACCUCCUUGGAGAUGAUCACUUUUGAACACCAGAGCCCAAGUUGCCCGGCAGCUGGAAGAGAUACACCUAAGAACAGAGCUGGGCAUCCUGACCUUCCUUCUUUAGCUCCGUGAAAACCAAAAGCUACUCCUUCGGUCCCCUCUGUGUCUGCAGACAGAAUGACCCCUAUAGCUGUAGCCCCUUGUCUAUCUACUCCCAUGCCCUGAGGCCCACACUCCCGUGCAGGCUCAGACCUGGGAGACCCCUGUCUGUCUAUGUGUACCCACCCUCCUUCUUUAUAGGAGCAGACAGGGCAGAGUUGGUUCACAGAGGUGAAGCACUUGAGAUCCAGAAUCAUAAGAUGACACAGCGGACGGGUGUUUUGGGCAGCCUUGCUAUUCAAAACAUGGCUACAGAUGAGCAGCAGUGGCCUCACCUGAGAGCUCGUCAGAAAUGCAGAAUUUGGAGCCCCACCCAGACCUCCUGAAUCAGAAUCUACUGUUUAAUGAGAUCCCCAGGGGAUCUAUAUGCACAUUAAAGUUUAAAAAUUCUUUUCUAUUGAGAUACAAUUCACAUAACACAUAAUUCAAAAUUUUAACCAUUUUAAACUGUACAAAUUCAGUGGCUUUACAAUUUUGUACAGUCCUCACCUCUCUAACUGCAGAACAUUUUGAUUACCCCGAAAGAAAACCCUGUACCUAUUAAGCAUCACUUCUCACAUCCCCUCGCACUGUCCCUGAAAAACACUAAUAUUUCUGUCUCUAUGGACUUGCCUUUCCUGGACAUUUCAUAUAAAUGGAACCAUACAAUAUGUGGCCUUUAGUGUCUGACUUUUUUCCACUUGAGCAUUAUGUGUUCAAGGUUCAUCCAUGUUAUAGCUUGUAUCAGUACUUCAUUCCCUUUGAUGGCUGUACUUUUUGAAUAAUGCUAUUAACAGUCAUGUAUGUUUUUGUGUGGACAUGUGCUUUCAUUUCUGUUGGGUCUAUAACUAGGGGUGGAAUUGCUGAGUUGAAUGGUAACUCUAUUUAAGUUUUUGAAGAACCAUCAAACGUUUUUGCACAGCAGCUGUACUGUUUUACAUUCCCACCAGCAAUGUGUAUAUAAGGGUUUCGGUUUCUCCACAUCCCCACCAAUACCUGUC